Molecule: messenger RNA, 1080 nt
Organism: Dentiscutata erythropus
Lineage: Eukaryota; Fungi; Glomeromycota; Glomeromycetes; Diversisporales; Gigasporaceae
Source: the annotation of a GenBank genome assembly
CUAAAAGCAACUCUUACAGAGACAUUCAUUCUUUAUGAUAGUAUCAUUAGAUGUAAGACAAAAAGGAUCAUACUACUAAAGUGUGAGGUGAAACUUCAGGAAGACAAUAAUCUGAGUGAUGAAUUAUUGGCCAAAAAAUUAGGACUAAAUAAAGAACAAACUCUGCAAAUUCUUUUUGGUUGUUCAUCUGAAAUUAGACUUUUGCAUUUAAGUAUAGCCUUCACAUUUGGAAAUAAUACAAAUGAGAAUAUAUUCACAAAUUAUAUAAUGGAAGAUAUAUUUACAAACUAUAUGAAAAAUAUGCCUACAAGUUAUACAAAAAACACAUUCACAAGCCAUAUUGACAAUAUAUUCAUGAGUUAUAUUGAUAACAUAUUCACAAGUAAUAUUGAUAAUACAUUUACAAGUCAUAUUGAUAAUACAUUCAUGAGUCAUAUUGAUAAUAUAUUCACGAAUCAUAUUGACAAUACAUUCGUAAAUGAAGUAAUGCAAAUAGAUAAGGAAAUCAAUAGGUUUGCUAAGAACGACUAUAUUGAAUCUGAUUUCGAUGUAGCAAUUCAAAGUAUUACUAAUUCUAUUAAUAUGGGCAAGGAUGAAGCAAUUCAAAAUAUUAAUAUGAACGAAAAUGAAGCAAUUCAAAAUAUUAAUAUGAAUGAAGAUUCUUGUUGGGACACUAUAGAUAGAGACUCUAUUCAAUGGCUACCAAAUGCAAAUGAAUUCUUGGUUCCAAGUAAAAGUAAUUUAGGAGUUGUUUAUAACAUAAAUAGUGAUAUUGGAACAUGUAGUUACUCUAUUGGUAUGACAGGUGUACUAUGCAAGCACCAAGGUGCUAUUGCAAUGAAUGAAUUUGAAGAAAAUGAAAUAGAGACCAAUAAUGUUGAUAAUUCAUCAUUUGAUAAAUUUUUAGAAGAAAUUAGUGACGAUUAUAAAAACUGUGGACCACAAUUAAGAAAAGCAUUUGAAAUAUUUGCUAAAAGAUAUAGAGCAUCCAAAUCACAAUCAAUUGCUCAGGCAAUUACAUUUCUCUACAACCCUGAUUCUUCUAUACAAAUUAAAAGUGGUGCAGCAAUUCGUGUCUAG